AUUAACAUCUUUUUUAUUACUUAUAUACCGAGUACACCUGAACAGUUAACGCAGGCUAUUAUAUUACCUGUAAUAUUAAUAUGGAGAAGCAGGAGGCCAUUAUCAGAUAGAUACUGUUUUAUGAUAUUUGAAAAAUGUCAUAAUUUCCAAUUUUCAGCUAAGUUGGAUAACGGAUGUAAAAAGUUUUUGUGUGUAAAAUGGCAAAAAUUGUCGCCAGUAUGGAUACAAUUUUGUUUUUAUGUAUAGUAACUUUAUCAGUAUUAUUGCAAUGCUCUGCGAACCAUUUAUCAGGGAGCUAUUAUAGGCGUUAUCCAUAUAAUAUGCCACCACGACCAUCAACACCAAAACCCAAACCAACAACAACUUCCACAACAACCACAACAGCUGCAGGGGAGUAUGAGCCCCCUGAAAUGGAAGGCGUUUCAUCGACAACAACAACGACAGCUAAACCGACUGUUAAAACGACAACUAAAAAAGCACCUCAUCCUUAUUAUCAAUAUCCACCGUAUAAUUACAAUCAGCAUUAUCGACAACCGCCGUAUAAUGCACAGCACGUCCAAGGUGGCAGUUAUCCAUAUAAUUAUCAUAACCCGCAAGGUGGUAAUUAUCCACAUACUUAUCAACAUGGACGACAACAACAGCCUUACAAUCAGCAAACACAUACCAAACAACAAAGCCAACAUCCAUAUCAUCAACAACACCAACAGCCACCUAAUCAACAAAUCCAACAUCCAUAUUAUAAACAAGCAAAUAAUCAACAGCCACAUUACCAGCAGUCACAUAAUCAACAGCCACAUAAUCAACAAGCAACCAAUCAACAGCCACAUAAUCAACAAGCAUCCAAUCAACAGCCACAUAAUCAACAAGCAUCCAAUCAACAGCCGUAUGAUCAACACACAGGAUACAAUCCAAAUGCAUUGAGUAAUCAGCAAAAGCAGAACCACAACCAAUAUCAGCAAACUACAAUGAGUUAUCAACAAUAUCAACAAAAGUAUCUUCAUGGAUAUCAAGCAGGACAAAAUCAACAACAAAGACAACAAAAUCAACAACAUUAUUAUAAUCAACAACCAAGCAUGCAACGUAACCAGCAUCGACCAAACAGUAUUCCUACGCCUCCACCGAACAAGCCUCCACCGAACAAACCACGACAGCAGGUGUUACCGAAUAACCAGCACGUGUUUCAUAAUAAUGUACAGGACUGGGGUCAUGCGGCAACUAACAAAAAACCUGAACUUUCUUUGACUGGCAAAAUAUCACCUGCAAGUUUGACAAGACAACAAGGAUGGGGCAAUGGUCCGCAAGCACCCAUCAAUGUUUAUCAACAGCAAACUCAGCCAAUUCAGACUCAGCUCCCAACAAUGCAAAAUAUCAAAAACCAACCAGUGCAAGGGCCAAUUCUAGCAAAUUCAGUGCAACCCCUAAACCAACAAGGACAAGUACAACAAAACACAUAUGUACCAAAUGCAGUUGAACAACAAAGACAACAAUUAACACCCAUACAACAAGCACAACAGGUGCCGAUUACUACACAGCAGGCAGCGGUGCAAAGACAAGUUCCUUUAAAUGCAAAUUUGAUGAACCAAUAUGUUCAGGCAAUACAGAAACUACAAGCUCAAAUGAAUAAUAUUAAACCUUCUAACCCCCCAUAUACCGCAUUAACGGCACAACAACAAUCAAUCCAACAACAAAAUGUCGUUGUCAAACCUAUACGACGGGAAUUUCAACAACCUAGCCAGCAAAAUCAAUUGAUCCCUGAUAAACAAGCAAUUAAAGAUAUGUUUAGUACGCCCAUAUCUGUUGCACCUAAACUAGCAGGCACACAACAGACCAAAAUUAAAAAUUCAUUUAACAAAGUAUUUGGAGUAACAAAACCGCCAACUACUAUCAAUCCGUUCAUGGAUUUAUUUGGAUUAAAUAAUCAUGGAUUUGCAAGAACAACGGCACCAACACCUGCUGUGCCUACACCAGAUCCGUUCUUUUCGAUGGCACAAUCCUUUGAGACAAUGCUAAGAACUGGAUAUGCUGCUUCAGCACUCACUGGACAGACUCCAAUGUUUUCACCAUUAUUCGAAUUCUAAGCCAAAAAGUUGUGGGAUUGUGUCUUUCUACAAAAAAGGACUUUUAUUAUUUCUUGGAAAAAAAUCGGUUGGCGUAAUAGACAUAUACUCCGUAUUCAUAUGACAUAAAGUAUAUAAACGUUUCAUUACGUUAUAUUGAGUGUUCAGAUAUUACUGUCUUCAACACCGGUGGCAAAACAAUUAGUGGUGAAUUGGUCAAUUUUCGGAGAACUCUGUGAAAAACGUUGCAAUCUCCAAAGCUGUUUUAGAAUAGUUGUAUAACCAUUGGUUGAUAACACCAUGUUGCGUCGUUAUAAUUUAUGCCAAACUAUAGGAAAUAUUACAGAAGGGUUGAGAUUUAAAUCAAGCAAAUCUUGAUACAAUCCAGAAAAGUAAUAUUAUGCAAAGAACGUUAUCCUAAAGAUUGAAUGUACAUAUUUAGCGUUAUAUCAUAUUUUGUAUAUAAAGUGUUACUGAUUUUGUAUGCUUGUCAUGACGUUGUGCGAUUACACAGUUUCCAUGCUAUCUUAUUAUAAUCAAGUUUCAUCAAAUUUCAUCUUUGAAGAAAAUGUAUAUUUCAUGCUAGGGAAAAUCGAAAUGUUUACAAGAAUUGGUCUCGAUUUUCAAAACGAGUGAUUGACGCUUUCAAUAGAAUACGUAGAUGCAAUCAAUGUACAUACAUAACAAUUUUUUAAUGACUUUAAGCAAAAAUGAAGAGGAUGUUGUAGACGACCUUUAUCGAUAUCAACGGAAUCGUAUCAUUGAUAAAUGAUCAAUUUAA
This is a messenger RNA of Mytilus trossulus (common blue mussel), 2838 nucleotides long. Its product is annotated as putative mediator of RNA polymerase II transcription subunit 26. NCBI's taxonomy places the organism in Eukaryota, Metazoa, Mollusca, Bivalvia, Mytilida, Mytilidae. The record is from RefSeq and is a predicted model, not a curated record. Bases 198 to 2078 code for a protein of 626 amino acids. The transcript has 2 exons.